Messenger RNA from Macrosiphum euphorbiae (potato aphid), 519 nucleotides. Lineage: Eukaryota; Metazoa; Arthropoda; Insecta; Hemiptera; Aphididae. The record is from the annotation of a GenBank genome assembly.
AUGGUACGUUUAUGGGCUGAAAAAGAAAUGCGCAAUCUUGCUCGGAUGUAUGCAGCUGGUCUACCGGUACCUCAACCAAUUUUGUUAAGAUCGCAUGUUGUAAUGAUGUCGUUUAUCGGUAAAGAUGGUUGGCCUGCUCCAAAAUUAAAAGAUGCUCGUUCAACUACGUCUAAAGCGCGCCAACUUUAUAGAGAUUGUUUAAUAAUUAUGUGGAAACUAUACAACAUUUGUAAAUUUGUACAAUAUGCUGAUCUUAGCGAGUUUAAUUUAUUGUAUAAUGAUGGUGAAAUAGUGAUGAUAGACGUAUCUCAAGCUAGUCAAGCUGUUGAAUAUGAACAUCCAUAUGCAUUAGAAUUCCUUAGAAAAGAUUGUACAAAUAUGACAGAGUUUUUCCGUCAUCAGGAUGUCGGUACAUUAACCAUUAAAUGUUUAUUUGACUUUCUCACUGAUCCCACCAUCACAUUAGAUAAUAUGGAAACUUGUCUUGAUCGUCUUCAAGUAAAUAAUAUGGUCAAUUAA